AUGGGUGGUCAGCAGUCCGCAGCGAAGGCCCUGCAGUCUGCAAACCAAGGAGAUGCCACGAGUUCCAGCCAUGGGAAGGGUCGUGCGGCAAACAAUCAGGUGCAGCUCGCAGUGAGCCCACUCGGGGGAGUUCCCGGAGCAACAGCAUAUCAUUCCUCCGUGAUCGUCAACGGGGAUGAAUACUUUUUCAGCGAUGGCGGCAUCUCCUUCGGAAGCGGGCUGCAGUCGCACAAGAAUCCCCAGAACCCAGACUCGAAGCCCGAGGUGUUUGACAUGGGCAUGUCCCCAUACACGGGCACGCAGAUGAAGUCAGCGCUGGAACGCUUCUUCCACUCCGGCACGUAUGACUUGCUUCGCAAGAACUGCAAUUCGUUUUCCGACUGCGCUCUUUUCUACCUUCUUCACAAGCGACUGGACAAGAAGUACCGGGCAAUGGAGAAGCUAGAUCGGGCCUUGCUCGUAGAUAUGGAUGGCUACUCGAGCAAGAAGCGCGCAGAGGACGGGAUAUGUCGUCUCAGCUUGGAUGCGCCGCAUAGGCUGCAGCAGCGGUCGAUCUCUGCUUCGAAGCUGGAGAGCAUGAAGCAGGAGGCCGAGAUGGCGAAAGAGUGGGGCAAGCAGGUGAAAGCAGAGCUGCAUCUUCAGCAAGGAAAUGCCAAAGCACUGCAGAAGGACACACUGGCCAGCCGCUCCUGGGGUGGCCCCAAGUACAGGCACGUGCCUCCGCAAGAUGGGCAGAGCGCCGAUUACCAGAAGAGUAUGCGCAAAAUGCAGAGCAUUGCCAGCGAGAUUUCGACAAAGCAGGCAAGCGUAGACAAAGCCAUGCAGGAGGACCAUAGGAUGGUGAGGAAUACUCGGGCCGAUACGAGUGUCCAUUCCUUGGCAGCCUGGUUGGAAAAGUAUGGCAAGCCUAGCCGCCAGCCUGAGCACCAGGAGCGAUUUCGCACAACUCCUUUCAAGCAGCGGAGGAUCCCGUUCCUGGGCAUCUCAGAAGCCAAGACACUUCGUCUUGGGGCAGGCAUCUGGUCACAAAGAAGCGAGACAGACCUUCUUGGCACCUACAACUUCCGAAGUGUGGGACGUUGA
Molecule: messenger RNA, 1083 nt
Organism: Symbiodinium sp. CCMP2592
Lineage: Eukaryota; Dinophyceae; Suessiales; Symbiodiniaceae
Source: the annotation of a GenBank genome assembly